Messenger RNA from Arachis stenosperma, 1298 nucleotides. RefSeq names its product protein DOUBLE-STRAND BREAK FORMATION. Gene Ontology annotation, biological process: meiotic DNA double-strand break formation. Bases 20 to 799 code for a protein of 259 amino acids. The transcript is spliced from 9 exons. The record is from RefSeq and is a predicted model, not a curated record. NCBI's taxonomy places the organism in Eukaryota, Viridiplantae, Streptophyta, Magnoliopsida, Fabales, Fabaceae.
CUCAAUCCUUCUUCCCGCGAUGUCACACUGCACAGAGCAACCACUUUCUCUCCUUCGCUCGCUAAUCCAAGCUAGAAGUUUCAGCGACUCGACACUUCAAUUCCUUGGAUCGCUUUUGGUCUCCAAGGAUGUGAAAUCGCUGAUUGAAGUCCGUUCUGAGGUUACGCAACUCCUCAGAUCUGAAUCCAUCUCCGUUCUCCUUUCUAUCUCCGACAAAACCGUUCACGAGAAGCUUCUCGUCCUUGAAUUUUUCGUCCGUGCUUUCGCACUCGUCGGCGAUCAUGAGAGUUGCUUGGCCUUGAGGUACGAGGCUUUAGUUAUGAGAGAAACGAAGUCCUCCAAAUAUCAAUGGCUUCGAGUUACGCCUUUGGAAUGGUUGCGCUUUGUGGAGGAUGCGCUGAAUAAUGGUUUUCAUUCUGUUGCAGAGAAGGCAUGUGAAAAUGCAUUGUCAUAUCACGGGAAUAAUGAUGUUCUAAAGCCUGGACCAGACGCAUUUACUGAAAAUCUGAAUGCUAUUAGCGAGAUUACAAGGCUCAGAAACCGUGCAAUGACAUUGGUAGCUUCACGAUCUGUUCAGGUGCAAGCAGAAGAGUACCUUAGAAGGAAAACAAGCGAGCAGAAAAUGUCAGGUUUAUCCUACAAAGAAAAAAGAUGUCCGGCAAGCACUGCGUUCAGAAAUGGAAUUAAAAGACAGAAUUUGCGAAGGUUGUACCAACACCAAAGUCUUCUGAAGAUCAAUGAUGAAUUAGAUGGAUCACAUCUAAAUUUGAGGUUGGUCAUAGCAAACAAAACAUGUUGAAAAUAGAUGGUACUAACCACAUUGGGGACUGAAAUCCAUAUGCACAAGCCAUUGAAAUUGAAUUUCAGGACAGUUGUGCUUCUCACAUAUCAAGUAAAUUUUCUGUCUCUAUGUUGCCUCAUUUGUCAAACUGCACUUCCAAUUCCUUUCCCUCGGCUUACACUCGGUCAGAUUUGGAGGUCUUACAAAAUAAUUAAUACAUGUAUAUGCAGGAGCAUUGCAAUAACAUGACCAUGCAUGAUUUGCAGCUGCCCAAUAAUUUUCUGUUGCUGCUACUGCGGCGUUGCACCAAAGAAUGCAUCUUUGCUCCUUAUUUUCCUUCUGAUGAUCCUCGCAAGUUUGCCAUUGUGCACAAAGUCUUUGGCGCUAGCAAUGUCAGCAAAAUGCUUCAGGAACUUCCAAUUGAUCAAAGAGGAGAUGCUGUAAGCAGUUUAGUUUAUGAGGCAACUGCAAGAGUGAGAGACCCUGUGUAUGGUUGUGUUGGAGCAAUAUCAUACCU